CUGAGUUUAAGUAAGUUAUAGUAAUAAUUAUUUUGUAAUGGCAACUGGUGAAUUUAUGAAAAAGAAUGUGCUUCUUUUAAGUUGCGGUUGUUACAGCCCAAUAACACACAUGCAUCUUCGUUUAUAUGAACUGGCUCGAGAUGUUCUUCAUAAAACUGGUAAAUUUAAUGUUGUUGGUGGCAUAGUAUCUCCAACACACGAUGGUUACAAAAAGAAGGGAUUGGUUGCUGCCGACCAUCGGAUUGAAAUGUGUAGACGUGCCACCAAAUCGUCUGAUUGGCUCAGAGUAAGCACUUGGGAAACUGAGCAAGAUGAUUGGACAGAAACUCGAAAAGCUUUACAACAUUUCCAAGAACUAGCAAAUAAUCAAUCUGGUGAAUGCAGUGACUUGCCACCGAACGUCGUAGUCAAAUUAUUGUGUGGAGCCGAUCUGAUUGAAUCAUUUAAUGUGCCUGGUUUGUGGAAAGAUGAUGACGUCGAAGCCAUUGCUAGCAGCUAUGGUUUAGUUGUUAUUACUCGAGCCGGUUCAUUCCCUAUUAAAUUUGUUGAUGAACAUAAAAUCCUGCAAAAAUAUAAAGAUAAUAUUCAUAUCAUUGAUGAAUGGAUUCCCAAUGAAAUCAGUUCAACCAAAAUAAGACUGGCUUUAAGUCGAAAUGAAAGCAUCAAAUAUCUUGUCGCUGAUUCUGUUAUCGAAUACAUUAAAGAACAUAAACUGUACAGAUAAAGCAAAAUUCGUGACCGUUUUACACGAGACAAUGAACACAUGAUGUAUGAACUCAGACACACCUGUAUGUAAAUAUGUGUUCUAAAUAUAUAAUACCAUGAAUAUAGCAUAUUUUAACAAGUUGUACAUUCUGACUGUUUGCA
This is a messenger RNA of Hydractinia symbiolongicarpus, 867 nucleotides long. RefSeq names its product nicotinamide/nicotinic acid mononucleotide adenylyltransferase 1-like. The record is from RefSeq and is a predicted model, not a curated record. Gene Ontology annotation, molecular function: nicotinamide-nucleotide adenylyltransferase activity; nicotinate-nucleotide adenylyltransferase activity. The coding region runs from base 38 to 724 and encodes 228 amino acids. Gene Ontology annotation, biological process: NAD+ biosynthetic process. The transcript is spliced from 9 exons. Lineage: Eukaryota; Metazoa; Cnidaria; Hydrozoa; Anthoathecata; Hydractiniidae.